Molecule: messenger RNA, 2839 nt
Organism: Chironomus riparius
Lineage: Eukaryota; Metazoa; Arthropoda; Insecta; Diptera; Chironomidae
Source: the annotation of a GenBank genome assembly
UUAUAUGUGAAAUAAAUGCUACUGAAUUUUGGUCUAUAGCAGUCUUUAGUGAGUUUUCGUAAAAUUAAGAAGACAAAAAAAAGAUAACGAGAUAUAAGUUUAAAAGAGGAGAAAGUGAAUAUUCGCAAUAUUGUAGUGUGUAGUUUGGCCAAUACGCAAUUUAAGUAAAACUGAAAAAUUAGUUUAUUGUGCAAGAAGGAACUUAAUAAAAUAGAAUGACAUCAAUACAAAGUCAAUCAGAUCUUUUAUCGGAGAUUGAUAAAGAUGAAUAUUUCUAUGGACUUAAAAAGAAGAUAUAUGCAGCAUCUAAAUCUGGCUUUGCACUAAAUUUAGCGACACUCUUAAACAGAAUUGUUAAUCCAGAUGUCCGCAACAUUCUUGUGAAUCAGGAAUUUAUUGAGGACGAUGGUCAAAUUUUAACGCCAUUGGCAGCAGGUUGCAGAUAUGGUCGCGAAAAGGUAGUAGAAAUGUUAUUAGCAAAUGAUAAAAUAGAUUUAGACAAAAGGUGCACUAUCAAAUUUGAUGGGCAUAUGGUGAAUGGAGCUUCAGCCUUGUGGAUUGCUGCUGGAUCAGGACAUUUGAAUAUUGUUAAGCAGCUAGUGAAGCAUGGAGCUAAUGUAAAUCACUGCACAGAUACCAAUUCGUCACCUAUAAGAGCAGCAUGUUUUGACGGAAGACUUGACAUUGUACAAUAUUUAGUAAAUCAUAAUGCAGACAUUAAUCUAGCCAAUAUUUACAAUAAUACAUGCCUCAUGAUCUCAUCUUAUAAAGGCCAUACAGAAGUUGUUGAGUAUUUGCUUCAAAAAGGAGCGAAUGUAAAUGCACAAGCAAAUUGCAAAGCCACAAGUUUACAUUAUGCUAGUGAAUGUGGUAAUUUGGAAAUUUGUAAAUUAUUGCUUGAUCAUGGUGGAAACAUAAAUAUUACUAAUGAAUAUGGCAUGACACCAUUCAUUCAAGCAGGAGAACGAACGAAAGAGGAUGUCAUUGAAAUGUACUGUACCCACGAAAAUCUCUUAACCAAAGAGCAGAAAAUCGAUUGCUAUGAGCUGAUUGGUGCUUCUUUUGCAAACGAUAAGGAUAACUAUAAUCUUUCCAAAGCUUUCUAUUACCUGCACACAGCAAUGAUGCUUAGAUAUGAAGAUCUCAGCAAUAUUGUAAGAAAAGAGCUGAAACCACCAGUUCCUGCAUACGAAAAUUGGAUAGAAUGUACAUCACUCCAAGAUCUCGUAGCUAUUCAAUAUAAUCAUAACUCACUACAUAUGGAAGCAUUGACAAUUCGAGAAAGAAUUUUAGGAACUCAAUGCCCAGAAGUAUCUGGACCUGUUGUUUUUAGAGGAGCUGUUUGCGCUGAUAACGGGAGAUUCGAUAGAUGUAUCGCUUUAUGGCAACAUGCAUUAGAACUUCGACAAGAUAAUAAAAUAUCAGUUCAGAGAGAUUUAUUGAGAUUCGCACAACUUUUUAGUCAAAUGAUUCAUGUUGAUACUGAAACAAAAAUGACCAGUGUUAUGGAUGUUCUUAAUGCAUCUAUAACUGAGCUUCACCGGAAUCAGGGAAAAAUUAUGAAUCCAGGGCCAAAGGAUGACAUUGAAAUCAUAGUAGAAGAAUAUGAAACAAAUAUCUUUACUUCUCUGUAUUUGUUAACAAUUAUAACAAAAUUAAUGAGAAAUCGACAAGUCAAGAUAACGUCGGAGAACUUGAAAGAACUUUAUAGGAUGGUAUUUAAAUUGAAUCGUCUUGGGUUAAAACUUAGAGAUGGACAAAGUUUACUACACUUAGCUGUUAAUGGUGCAUCGCCUGUUGAUGAUUUUCACACAAGCGACGUUUGCAAAUUUCCUUGUAUUGAUACAGUAAGACUCCUUCUUCAUUGCGGUGCAUCAAUUGACAAUUUUGAUCGUGAAAGAAAUUCUCCUCUACACACUCUUGCUUCAACCUUCCCGGCAUUUAGAACUAAUGUGAACGAAAUGAUUGCCAAAGCUGAAGAAAUAAUCACAAUGUUCAUUAAUUCUGGAAUGCAUCUCGAUGCUGUCAAUACAGAUGGAUCGACCGCUGCCAAAUCAUCGUCUUUACAGCAACUAGAAAUGUUCAUAAAGCGACAUGAAAUCAAUUCUAUAACACUAAAAUGUCUUGCAUCGAGAGUGAUUGCACAACAUAAAAUCAACUAUCGGAAUUUUGUACCGACAAACCUUGAGAAAUUUAUUCAACUUCAUUCAACCGAGAAAAUAUAAGAACUGGACAUGAAGGAGUAUCUAAUAAAUUUUCAUGAGAUAAAGUAGUAAUCACUUCAAUAUAUUACAAACACUAAAAUUUUGAAUAGACUGACUGUCGCCACUAAUAGCCUCAAAAAAAAAGCUUUACGUCUUCCAAAACAAUUAACAGUGAUGAAAGGAGCGUGCUUCCUUUUUGUUAAUGAUUUUCUUUAUUUUACUUCAGUGAAAAAUGUGAUAAUUCCAAUCUUUUUAUUUCUUUUUUUUUUGUUAAUUCCUUUUAUUUAAUUGGUUUAGUAAUUUUGAGCCUAUUCGCAGAAAUUUAUUAGAAAUGAGGAAAACCGAUGAAAGACGAAAUUUGUGUAUUUAUGGAAAUGAUAAUUUAUAUGGAAAUAAAUGUAUAUUGAAAAAUAUUUUCUAGACUUCAACAACAUAAAUAUCAUGUGUGAUUUUAUACGCUUAACUUGUACUUUCUAUUUUUUUUGGAUUUCAUAUUUUAUUUUGUAACAAGAACAGAAAAGAAUACAUAAACCAGUAAUAAAGCCGGUAAGGCAGAUAUAAGAAUGACACGAAAAUCUUUUUGUAUAUUGUUUUAAUUAACCGUCAAAAACAUCUUUAAAAUUGCUUGAAUGUUG